UCUCCACUUCCACGACACGUUUCCUAUUGACAGCCAGUGAAAACAUAUACCCCAGACAGUUCUUCCUUUGAAUUUUCACCUUGAUCGUUGUGAAAAUACAUGGAAUUAAAAUCAAUUAUCGAAGGUCAUCUCGCUUAUUGAUUCUACGCGACCUUGCAGCUGCUGGACAUUUAAAAACGCUGCAAUUUCAUUUUUAAAACCAGUUACUGUCUUGAGACCAGAACAAUUCAUCCCAACCAACGUUCACCGAAGAUGUCAACCACCACACAACUCGUUCUUAAUUUACCAUUCGACUUUAAACCGGAUAAUAUUCUUGAAACAGCUACACCUGAUCAGUGCGCUAUCGUACUCAUCACCGGUUGUCAGGCUCUUCACGCUCUUUUGAAUAAGACAAAUGAGCUUACCAAUGAGCAAGCUUACGAAAAGGCCAAAACGGAAGAGGCUGAGAAAUGGUCCCGAGAAAAAUGUCGACUGGAAGAAGACGCAAAGCGGGAGAAGGAAAAACUGAAGAACACGAACGCAGAUCAAGUGAAGCAAUUGGAAGAUAAGGUGAGUCUCCUUCAAAACGAGAUUGGCAGUCUGCGAAGUUCCAUUGAAGGCAAAGACAUCCUUCUAAACAAUGCUAAAAAGCAGCUCAAUGAACUAAGCGCAUCAGAAAUUAAAAAAAUUGAAGACGCUAGAACCGAAACACGCUCUAAGAUGUCUGAGGAGCUAAAUAAACUCGAGAAUGCUCUAAAAACAGCGAAUGAUAAACUUGAAAAGGCCAAAGAUGAUCGUCUUGAGGCUGAGGUGAAAUACAAUGAAGAUAAAGAGACAAAAGUUGCACAGGUGCGUAAAGAACUAGAAGACAAGAACAAGGAAUUGCAUUCGCUAUUGCUCUCGUUAACUGGACGACAAGCCGGUUCAGCCACGAAAGGAAAAGACAAUGAAGAUGCCUUUGCUGCAUUGCUCGACAAAGCUUUCGGCCCGACCAAACCCUACAAGAGACGGGACAAGAUUGGUAACAAGUCUGGUGAUCACAUCGUAGAAUGGGAAGGAAUGAAAAUAAUGAUUGAAAAUAAGAAUUAUGCAAAACGUGUACCCUCAACUGAAGUGGAAAAAGCAAUUAAGGAUUUCGAGUUACAAUCGGACUGCAAUGUACUAAUGUUUGUCAGCGAGGAUAGUACUAUUACUGGACAUGAACGACCUGGUGACUUGGACAUCACCCACACCGUGGACGGGCGGACGGCUAUUUGGAUGGGCAACUUCAGUUCCAACGAAGAUAAGGUCACCUAUCUUCAAAUGAUUGCACAGUUUAUCAGAGAACUGGGUGUGCUACAAACGAACGUAAAGCAACUAGAAGGUGACGAAGCCAUUGAAAACUACAAAAUCAGGGUCGACGAUCUUUUGCGCUACUUCAACGACACCAAAGAUGAUUUAGAUAAAUUACUCAAAUUACAAAAACAAUGCGAACUCGAGCAAAAAAAGACGUGGGAAAAGCUAAAAAUUGAAAUCAUUUCGGUAAUUGCGCGUUUCCAAAGUCGCCAGGCAGAUGCAAUUGGGAUGAAAAACAAUAACAAUACCACAAGUGGUGCCAACGCAGACGCAACUGUAGCCAACGAUGCACCAACAAAUGCAAAGAGGAAGCGAGUGAGCAAAAAACAAGAGAAUACGAUGACGACGUAUUUGAACAAACAAGAAAAGCCUACAGUUUCACUGGAACAAGUCCAGUCAACAGACGGUGCAAGUGGCAAUUCCAGCGAAACAACGACAAGUUUUGUAUGCAUCGAUUAAGAAGCAAGUGAUGCCAAGCAAAACAGAAGUUGAUGCACUAAUCGGUCACAACAUUUCCAAAAGGCAAAUAUACAAAUAGCGCCCCCCUCCCUUCCCGAGUCUUUUUUCCAAACUAUGACCCAUUUGGAGUUUUCUUAAAUACACUGUCCUUGAUACCCAA
Molecule: messenger RNA, 1933 nt
Organism: Daphnia magna
Lineage: Eukaryota; Metazoa; Arthropoda; Branchiopoda; Diplostraca; Daphniidae
Product: centromere-associated protein E-like
Exons: 2
Coding region: 253-1773 (506 amino acids)
Source: RefSeq, a predicted model, not a curated record